CUCCAUUUCAGCUAAUCAUGGGAGAGAUUAAAGUCUCUCCUGAUUAUAACUGGUUUAGAAGUACAGUCCCCCUUAAAAAUAUUAUUGUGGAUGAUGACGACAGCAAGGUCUGGUCACUCUAUGAUGCAGGCCCCAGAAACAUCAGGUGUCCUCUCACAUUCCUCCCUCCUGUCAGCAGAACUGCAGAUGUAUUUUUCCGGCAGAUUUUGGCUUUGACUGGAUGGGGUUACCAAGUUAUAGCUUUGCAUCUCUUUAGGGCUUCUUCGGGAUGCUUUUUGGCCCAGAAGUUUGCUGAAUACACUCACAAAUCUCCCAGAGUCCAUUCCCUCAUCCUCUGCAAUUCCUUCAGUGACACUUCUAUCUUUAACCAAACAAGGACCACAAACAGCUUUUGGCUGAUGCCAUCAUUUAUGCUCAAAAAAAUAGUUUUAGGAAACUUUUCAUCUGGCCCAGUGGACGCUAUGAUGGCUGAUGCCAUUGAUUUCAUGGUGGACAGGCUGGAAAGUUUGGGUCAGAGUGAACUGGCUUCAAGACUUACCCUGAAUUGUCAAAAUUCCUAUGUGGAACCUCAUAAAAUUCGGGACAUCCCUCUAACCAUUAUGGAUGUGUUUCACCAGAGUGCACUUUCAACUGAAGCUAAAGAAGAAAUGUACAAACUGUAUCCUAAUGCCCGAAGGGAUCACCUUAAAACAGGAGGCAAUUUCCCAUACCUGUGCAGAAGUGCAGAGGUGAAUCUCCAUGUACAGAUUCAUUUGCUGCAAUUUCAUGGAACCAAAUAUGCAGCUAUUGACCCAUCGAUGGUCAGUGCCAAGGAACUCGAGGUGCAGAAAGGCAACAUUGGCAUCAGUCAGGAGGAGCAGUAG
This is a messenger RNA of Hippopotamus amphibius kiboko, 863 nucleotides long. RefSeq names its product maspardin-like. The record is from RefSeq and is a predicted model, not a curated record. Gene Ontology annotation, molecular function: CD4 receptor binding. Gene Ontology annotation, cellular component: trans-Golgi network transport vesicle; cytosol. The coding region runs from base 18 to 863 and encodes 281 amino acids. The transcript is spliced from 2 exons. NCBI's taxonomy places the organism in Eukaryota, Metazoa, Chordata, Mammalia, Artiodactyla, Hippopotamidae.